UGGUUUUACCAGUUUACGAAGACGAAUUUGGGUAUUUGUCGAAACAGCGGAGAGCAUUCUCAUUUGUGGAAGGGACAACUUCCUGCGUUAAUUUUGAAUUGAAAAAUUUGUCUAAAGUUGUUGGUGGUGGUGGGGGGCGAGUUAUGGAGUCUAGUCCUCCGUCCCCAGAGGACAAAAUCCCUCAUAAAGGUCGUGUCAAUGACGUGUUUGCAUGCAUGCGAUACGUUUUAUUGAUUCUUGGUCGAUUUCCCUUCAUCCCAACCAUCCCCACUGACCAAUUUUCCAAAAAGGACCACGGAGAAACUAGGAUUGGUGGCGAUGGUCGCAUUGGCGAUGAAAAUUUUGGAGGUCAAUCAUCCCGCAACGGGUUGAACUAUUCCUCAUCCGUGAAAUCUUUGUCAUGGAUAUAUUUUGGAACCACGAGCAUAUUUCUACUCAUUUUGCUCGCGCUGAGCGUCUUUUCAUUUCUUGGUGUAUUUCUCUCCUGGUCAUUUUUCUCCCUCCCACCCUGGACCACCGAGCAGGACAAAUUGUUCCAGUCUAACCUCAUCCCCUUUGUCCUGGUGUGGAGUUGUCUCCUCUCAUCCACCGUGGGAAACAUCUCGUUUCUUCUAAAUCGAAAGAAUGUUGUGAAAUUUCUAAAUUUCUGGAAUGUUGCAGUCGACAAAAUGGACAUGAAGGUUCCGAAUCAUCUGAAAAGAUUUCUUCACAUGAAUAACUUGUGGUUUCUCUUUUUUGCCGUACUUAUGGUUGUGUCGACAUAUGUUUUGACCAUACAGCUAGCUCAGGGAGGGUCAAGUUUGAUGGGAGUGUUGGUUCUGAGAAUCCUUAUUCCCAACGUUGACCAAGAUUAUGAAUGGAUUUGUCGAUCCUUUGGAAUGGUCAUAAUUUUGUAUGCAAUGUACGCCUCGAGAUCAUUGCUAUUUUUCUUUGUCUUCAAAUGCAAAAUUUUGAGAUAUUGCAUAAAAGUUUGGAACUCUCGACUUCGAGAAGAACUUCAGGGAUCUCCCAUCCAAGAGAUAGAUGAAGAUACAAAUUGCAGAAAAUUGUUUUACGACCACGUAAUUUUGCUGAAACUUGUGCGUCUCACGGAUAAAGUGUUUGCGGCGAUUUUAUUGUCUUAUUUUGGAAGUCAGGUUAGUAAAUCCAUAUAAUAUGUAUUAAACUAAUUAUCAAAAUUAUAAAAAUUAUGAUGACAUUAUAAUCAUAUUUUAUUUCAAAAUGU
Molecule: messenger RNA, 1225 nt
Organism: Folsomia candida
Lineage: Eukaryota; Metazoa; Arthropoda; Collembola; Entomobryomorpha; Isotomidae
Exons: 3
Coding region: 144-1154 (336 amino acids)
Source: RefSeq, a predicted model, not a curated record